GGGGGAGAGAGAGAGAGAGAGAGAGAGAGAGAGAGAGAGAGAGAGAGAGAGAGAGAGAGAGAGAGAUGGAGAUACAAUUGAGUGGGCUUUCCAUCUUUGGCGAUGCUGUGAGUGACGGUGGUGGGGUUCCCCUCCUACAUGAACUACCAAGUCUACGAUGGGCAGAUCAAGUGACAGGAGGGGAAGGAAGAAAAGGAGGAAGAGGUAGGGUAGGGAGAGAUGGUCCCAACAGUCGAGCGUCGCCGAGUCUUCUGACAGACUCCAGAGGCGCUGUGGUCUCGCGUUCUGGCGUUGCCACGUGUCAAUUUUGGGGUGGCAGAAGUCUGUCCCAAACCUCCCCGACGACGGUAUCGCGACCGUUAUCACACGUGGUGGCGCAAUGGGACACGACACCACCCUCUUCCGAUGGGCUGCGACCGGUCGCCGGCGCUUUGCACUUUGACACGUCAUCACCCUCUUCCGCGGGGCUGCGCCCCGUCGCCGCCGCCGCCGCGAGGACGACUGCGACCGACGAGCACUUUCCAGUCCCUUCGUUGUCGAUCGCGAUCCCAACCGCCACCUCCACCACCUCCACCACCACCGCCACCUCCACCACCUCCUCCUCCUCCUCCUCCUCCUGCUCUUGCUCUUCCACGGCGUGCUGCUCUGCUUCCGCUAUUUCCACUCCAUGGCAGAUGGCGGUGGUCCCCACCCAUCGGACGACAGGUGGGGAAUCUCUGAGUAUGGUGGACCAGUGCUGUUCCGUUUAUCAAGAUGGAUGCAGCGGAGUAAUUAGGGGAGGAGUAGGGGGGGGAGGACUAGGGGAAGGAGGGGUUGAAGGAGGAAGAGCAGGAGCGGGAGGGGGAGGGGGAGGAGCAGGAGUGGGAGGAGGGGGGGGAGGAAGAGGUGUGGCCUCGUUGACCGGCGCCAUGGGCUCAGCAGGUCGCGAUCCCGUUGGCCGUCGUUCAACUCGUUGGACCAGGUUCUCGCACAACAAGGGAGGUGGUCCCAAUCACGCGGGAGAGGGCGUUGAUUACUCCUCCUCUUCGACGUAUGGGGGUGGUGGUUUGGGGGAUUUGGAGGGCUUGUUUCCUAAAUCGGCAAUUUCCAGGCAUCAGUGGGGACGGGCGGGAGCUGCACCGUUAGGGGCCGUUAUCAUCAUCGCCAUGGGACUGGUCGAGAGACCCGGAGGAAGCGACAGCAGAGCAUCGCAGGAAUUUGCCCAACAUCUCGAACGGCUAUGGAGUAUUACCAAGUACCACGGCAGACACAGUGCCACGUCAGCAGUGCCCCAUCAGCAGUGCCACGUCAGCAACAUGACGGGCCUGCCAGGCCAACUGGCCAAUGAGACCAUUGCCGCCUACAAGCAGCGUUGCCUGGCUCAGAUAGAGGCUGAGGAACAACGMCUGCUGGCAGUCGAGGCUGCCCGCGUACAGGCUGAAGAGGUAGCAGCAGCAGAGAAGCUGCGGCUACAGGCCGAUGCAGACGCAUAUGCCCAGGCUCGCCGCAAGGAAGCCCAGGAUCUGCUGCAGCGGCAUGAAGCCAACAGCAUCGACAGACUCAAGUACUUGCACCAACGGUCAGAGUUGGAGAGACAGUACCGGGACCUGACGCAACAGCAUCAGGAGUUGGCGACGCUCCGCCACAUUGUGCAGAGCCACGAGGAUGCAACUCGGGCACUCAAUGCCCGAUUAUUGGACCUCGAACAGGCUGUACCAGGACCAGCUGCUGGAGCUUCCAGCAGUGCACCCUCAAGCCGCCAACUGGAGGACCGCGUUGACCACGUAGUGGCAAUGCUCGACGACAUCAGCACCUUCGCUGCGCCAACCACCACCAUCAGCAGUCAGCUGCAUACAUUGAAGACCGAGGUCCAGAAGCUGCAGUCGACGAACGCGGACGACAAUCCGAAGAUGUACAAGAUGCCAACUUUCAACCUGGAGAGGUUCGACGACUACACGCAGCAGGAUCCCGUCCUCUGGUGGGAAGCAUUCACAACGCAACUCAAGAUUCUGCCAGUAGCCAAGCAUGCAUACAUCGGCGCCCUGUUUUUGAACUCAAAGGGCGGAUGCCAGACCUGGUUGAGCCACCUGGCAACCUCCCACGGCGUCGACGUACCAGACUUGAAGGACGUAAUCACAUGGGAGGAACUGACACGGCUGUGGAAGAAGCGGUUCAUCGUCGACGACGCGCCGGCACUCGCCAUCAACCGUUUGUUCACCAUGUCACAGGGCAACACAGCAACACGGGACUGGCUCACGGAGUGGCAGAAGAUUGCGGUUGUGCCCAAUCUGAAUCUACCAUUCGAGCAUCUACGUCGUGAGUUCUACAACAGGUCAUGUGCGGCAUUGAGCCAGGCUCUUGGUGAUCGCGAGCAGUACUCAACCUUUGCUGAGAUUAUUGACAAAGCGAGGGAGAUCAUCAAGACCAACAGGUCAGCUGCACACGAGAAAUCAACAUCAUGGCAGCCGACCUAUGUGGAGAAGGUACGAACUGGUCCGCGACAGCAGCACUUCGCUGCAGUCCAGCAGGACAGUGGAGAUAACCCAGCAGCCACUCCAGCAUCAAGUAACGGAGAUCAGUUGGCCGCUGUCCAGCCGCGAAGCACCAACAAGUCCCGCAACAAUGGGAAGGCGAAAUCCRCAUCGCAGGCCGGAAAUGGACAGCCAGGACAAUUUCCAUGGGUCAAGUUUGGCUUGACCGAGGCGGAGUACAAGCUCGGGAAACUGAGCUCCGCGGAAGUACCAGCUCCGUUGAUGGACGCCGGAACAGAGGUUGUCGACCUUCACGCUUUCAUUGCGAAGAUCGACCGCGAGUUCAAGACGCAACGGUACGACGACAUCGACACACCAUUGCUAUACAUACGCAUUCAGAUCGGAGAGGCGACCCGCAGUGCCUUGAUCGAUUGCGGAGCAUCUCGCAACUACAUCAGCCAGGACUUCAUGGUACGCGCCGGCCUUGGCCCACGUGUCCGGAGGAAGUCCCAGCCUACGCAAGUCACUCUGGCAAACGGUCAUACGCACAAGUCCAUCGACCAGUGCAUUGACACCGUCCCAGUGUACUUCGCCCCUCACGCAAGUGAGGCGGUGUCCUUUGACAUUCUGGACACCAAAUUCGACAUGAUCUUGGGCAUGUCAUGGCUGCGAAGCAAGGAUCACCCGGUGAACUUCUUCAACCGCACSGUUCACRUUCGUGAYCGGAACGGAGUAUUAGUUYCAUGCACGGUGUCUCUUCCUCAUCCUUCGAUCAGCUGCCACGUGGUAUCCGCCGCAAGCAUGCGAGCUUCCAUCAUCAGAGACGACAUCGAGGAGAUGGGGGUGUGUUUUCUCCACGCCCUCCUGCCACAUGACGCUUCAUCGACGGACCCACCUUCGGAUCCACGCAUCACCGAACUUCUCGACGCCUACAGCAAUGUGUUCGAAGGCCCGCACGGAGUAGUACCGGAUCGACCCAUCGGCCACGAGAUCAUCCUCGAGGACGGGGCCACGAUCAGGAACGUUGGCCCUCUCCCACGCAUCGACGAUCUUCUCGAGCGAUUGGGCGGCGCCCAGUUCUUCUCUAAGCUGGAUCUCAAGUCAGGGUACCACCAACUCGAGAUUCGCAAGGAGGAUCGCUACAAGACCGCGUUCAAGACUCGGUAUGGGCAUUUCGAAUGGCUGGUCAUGCCAUUUGGCCUUACGAAUACCCCAACCACUUUCCAAGCGGCUAUGACGACGGAGUUCCGACACAUGUUGGAUCGUUUCGUACUUAUCUACCUCGACGACAUUCUGGUUUACAGCCGGAGUCUGGACGAGCAUAUGGAACACCUGCGCACCGUUUUGGAGCGGCUACGACAGGCCAAGUACAAAGCAAACCGCGACAAGUGCGAAUUCGCAGAGCAGGAGCUGGAGUACUUGGGACACUAUGUGACGCCGCAAGGCAUCCGUCCGCUUGCGGACAAGAUCGAGGCCCUACGAGUAUGGUCCGAGCCCACCAACACCACGGACGUUCGUUCAUUCAUGGGGUUGGCGGGCUACUAUCAGCGAUUCAUCACCGGAUACUCCAGGAUUGCUACACCUAUGACGACGUUACAGUCGCCAAAGGUGCCAUUCGUAUUCGAUGACGACGCACGCCGGUCAUUCCAAGCACUUAAGACGGCUAUGCUCAUAGGACCCGUCCUUAGCAUCUAUGACCCCACCCUGCCGACGCGAGUGACUACGGACGCUUCCGGCUAUGGCAUUGGGGCAGUCUUGGAACAGCACGACGGCGACGACUGGCGCCCUGUGGAGUAUUUCAGCCACAAAGUGCCUCCCAUCAACUCGCUUGAUGAUGCAAGGAAGAAAGAGCUGCUCGCUUUCGUGAUGGCUCUCAAACGCUGGCGGGACUUCCUCCUUGGGCGUCGUAGGUUCACAUGGAUCACAGACAACAAUCCAUUAACCAACUACAAGACGCAGGACACAGUGAGCAGCACGAUCGGACGAUGGAUGUACUUCAUCGACCAAUUUGACUUCACACCAAAGCAUGUCCCCGGCCUCUCCAAUCGCGCAGCAGAUGCACUCUCGCGAAGACCUGAUCUUUGCGCUAUGACACAUCAUGCCUUCGCAUUCGACGAGGAGCUUCAGCGACACUUCAUCCGGGCAUAUCAGUCUGAUCCGGACUUCGGCACGCUCUAUGCACAACUAUCUUCGGAUCACCCGCCGGCCAGCCAUUACCGCAUUGCCGACGGCAAGCCCCGCAACUGCAAUCCCUACGGCGAGUUACACCCGAUGCCUAUCCCUUGGGAACCCGGUCUCUCCAUUGCCAUGGACGUCACCGGUCCGUUUCCUCGCGACCGGCUCGGGCACGACGACAUCCUCACGGUUGUGGACCGAUUGAGACUGGACGGUAUUCCAGUGGAAAUGUACAAAGACUUCCGCAAUUUCUUUGUGAUAUUGCUGAUUGUGGCGUUCAAUGAAGCACUAAGGACCGGCCCUUCUCCGCAAGGCUUUGCAGAUGCAUACGUUAUCCUUUUGUACAAGAAAGGAGCGAAGGCGGACAUGCAAAACUGGCGACCGAUCUCCAUUUUGAACGCGUCAUACAAUAUCUUGGCCAAGGUGCUGGCAACCCACCUGAAGGAGGUGCUACCACAGCUUAUAGAUUCCACACAGACAGGUUUCAUCUCAGGCCGCCAGAUCCUCUCCAACGUUCUGCUGGCACAGCAGAUCCUAGAGGAAGACCAAUGCACGGGUGGCGCAAAGGCCUUCGUGUCAAUUGACGUAGAGAAAGCUUAUGAUCGAGUUCGGUGGGAGUUCCUCAUGCAAGGGAUGGCGCAAAGACGGAUAGGAACUAUCUUCCGCAGUUGGAUAAGAAAGCUACUGACAGGAGCCAUGAUAGUGAUGUUGGCGUGGAACAAGCUCAUUCAACCAAGGCAACCUGGAUCCACGUCGUCAGAUCAUUGCGCUUCAGCUGCGACAGCUGUUGUGACAUCUACUAGGAACGCGGGGGAGAUGUGGCAAGAGAUCACCCGGUCUCAUUUGGCCUACGCACUCCGGAUCCCGCAGGAUCUGGUGGACCUAUGCCUGCUGGGUGACAAGGAGUUAGUUAAUAAGUCCCCGCCGCUAGAGGUCACGAAAACAGACGAUGCAGCUCUUCUCUUAGGGACGCCCAUAAAAGUGGACAGGGGCGAACCCGGAAACUAUGGUGGCAGCAGAGACUCUGCGAGCGGCGGUGCUGUGGCCAUUAUGGACCCUGCGGAACGAGAGAUGUCGACAGGGAACAGCUCCCCCUCUGCAGGCAUAUAAGGAAAGGGCUUUGGAAUGUAUCAGAAGUGCCCUUCCGGCGGACUUGCAUAGAUACAACCAUUUAGGAUCGCGGAAGGUGGAAGGCUUCUGGGCAAGAUGGGGCCCAUACCCGCAACUGAUUAUUCGAGAUCCUUGUACAGGCCUUUUGCAGUUCGGCCCCGCCCUGUUGCGGCACGUGGCCCUGUUCGAGGACGAUCCUGAUCCCGGGGAACGAUAGCAAAGGCAGUUAAUCGAGUAGGAGGUGUGAUGAAACCCAGUGGACACCAGAAUUAGUAUAGCGGAUAGGGCGACAUUAGGAGGGAGGGGUCGGCAGGGGAAGGUGUAGGGGGGACCACACGGCUAGGGGGAGAGGGUAGUAAAGGGAAUUGAAGAAG
This is a messenger RNA of Chara braunii, 6109 nucleotides long. Lineage: Eukaryota; Viridiplantae; Streptophyta; Charophyceae; Charales; Characeae. The record is from the annotation of a GenBank genome assembly.